This is a messenger RNA of Pecten maximus, 2963 nucleotides long. RefSeq lists its product as uncharacterized. The record is from RefSeq and is a predicted model, not a curated record. The transcript is spliced from 5 exons. NCBI's taxonomy places the organism in Eukaryota, Metazoa, Mollusca, Bivalvia, Pectinida, Pectinidae. The coding region runs from base 23 to 2737 and encodes 904 amino acids.
GGGUGUUUUUUCUGGUAUUCUCAUGGAUGAAGAUGACAUUUUACAAUGUCGCCUAGAAAAGAAUGUUUGGAGAUGUCCAAUUGAGAAUUGUGGUAACUUGCUGAGUCGAAAACAAACUCUUAAAAAUCAUAUUGCCAGUCAGCAUGAUAUUCAAGCUGGAUGUCCUUCAAAGAGAUACAAGCUGUAUGAAACUGAUGACACUGUCUCUGUUCCUAAGACAACUUUAUGGCGCCAGAAAGAUGAUAGGCAAUCCAUGCAUGAAAGUCCUCCACUAGAAGGAAGUCAGAAAUAUGAUUUUGAUACAGCGAUUCCCAUUGUUGUCGAUGUAGAAGACAAUGAAGAGGAUUUGGCUAGCAACCUGGUUGAUGAUGAGCUAUCAGACCUGGAUGAUUAUGACCAUGGAAAUAGCUCCAGUGGUGAAGAAGAAGAAGAAACCAGCGAAAUUUCAAUUUUACCAACAUCCAGAACCAAUGAUCCUCCCUUAUAUGUCAUACCACCCAGCACUAGCUUAUACAGUAGUACUGUUACAAGGUCUGAAUACUUAUUAGCAGCCAGUGCAUUAGCCAAUCGCCAUAAUUUGUCCGCUGUUGCGAUAAAGGAUGUAUUGAGAUUUUCACAACUAGGAUUGCCUGAAAAUAACAUUGCUCACACAACAAUAGACCAAUUGAAAGAGUCCUGUGGAUUUGAUGAAAACUAUUUGAAAUACCACAUCUAUUGUGAAUCCUGCUCAAAGCUGUUUGAUACAGAUCCAGAACAACUUAAUUGUCAAACACCUGGAUGUCAAGGCAAAAAGAAAGCAAAUCAAAACUACUUUAUCACUGGAAACCUUACUGUGCAGUUGAAGGAAAUACUAGAAAGAGAGGGUGUGUGGAAUUCAAUUGAGAUAUCACGGGGCACAACGUCAACUACAGGCAGCAUUUCAGACCUGAAGAGUGGACUUGGCUACAAGAAAUUAAAGGAACCAGGAGGAUUUCUAGACCAAACCUCAAAUCUCACUUUAUCUCUGUUCAUAGACGGCAUUCCACUGUUCAAAAGUUCUGCUGUUUCACUGUGGCCAGUUUACCUCUUAAUAAAUGAAAUUCCUCCAAAGGAACGUUUCAGGAAGAAGAACAUGCUCCUUUGGGGUGUAUGGCAGGGCACUGGUAAACCGAAAAUGAACAUGUUUUUGCGACCUCUUGUGAUGGAUCUGUUGAACAUGUACACAAAUGGAGUGACAUUUCACAUAGUUUCACAUGAGCUGGAAGUUACUGAAAUCAAAACAAAGGCCAUGCUGAUUAUUGCUACCAUGGAUUUACAAGCCAGAGCCUAUGUUUGCGCCAUGACACAGCAUAAUGGAUUGAAUGGUUGUCUUUACUGCAUGGAGCCAGGAGAGGUAGUGCCCAGUGGUAAAGCACAUUGCAGAGCAUACCCAAGUAGAGAUCAACCACCUGUUAUUCGCACAGAUGAGGUUGCAAGGGCAAGUGCAGUUGUUGCCCGUGAGACUAGUUCCAGGACUGAGGGAUUUCUUGGAGAAAGUGUUCUGUGGUACUUGCCAUAUUUUUCUUUGACUACUAAUGUGGUGAUUGAUUACAUGCGUGGGAUUUUGCUAGGAGUCGCCAAAAGAAUGUUAGAUUUUUGGUUCAAUUCAAAAUAUUCUUCAAAACCAUAUUUCAUCGGCUCAAAGGUCACAGAUAUUGACAAGAUUCUGAGAAAUAUCAAACCUCCAUAUAUGAUCCAUCGUCUCCCAAGAACAUUGUCCAACAACUAUCAUCAUUGGAAAGCAUCAGAACUCCGAAACUGGCUACUAUUUUACUCGCUGCCUUGCCUUAAUGGUCAUCUACCACAGAUUUACAACACACAUUUCAGUUGCUUGGUUGAAGGAACUUACCUACUGCUGACAGAGGGCAUAUCUUCAGAUGAUCUGACAAGAGCUGAUGCACUUCUCCGAACAUUCGUCUCUAAUAUUCAGAGAUUAUAUGGCAAAGAAUGCAUGAGUCUAAAUGUGCACAACCUUACGCACUUGGUACCAUUUGUAAAUCUGUGGGGUCCUUUGUGGGCAUGGUCAUGGUUUCCGUACGAGUCUUUCAAUGGUGAAAUCAAGAGGUCAAUCCACGGCACUGGAAAUGUUUGCAAACAGAUAUUUUGGUCACUUCAAGCACAGAAACGCAUAGAAUCCAGUCUUCGAUCAAGCAAGUUUGAUAAUUCCAAUGAAGUGAACUGCUUUUUACAGGAUAUGUUAGAUACACGUUCAGAAAGAUUUUCAGCAGACUCUGAAGCAUUCCAGUGCUCCAUCAUCAAAAGCUCAACUUCAUCACUUGCCUUGACUCCUGAGGAUUUAAACAAUCUAAAAUCUCUUGUUGGUACCAACAAGAAGGAAGAUUUCAUUAAUGUGACCAAAAUAGCUCGCAAUGGGUUUCAGAUGUACUGUAAAAGUUUGUGUAAAAUGAAAAAACAAAACUCCUACACCAUCAAGCUUGAGAAACUGUUGAAAACAAAUGACGGAAAAGAUGCAGAUGCUGUUGAAGUUGAGAGCUAUGUUAUGGAAAAAAAGACCAGAAAGGUGUUUGCCUUUGGCAAGCUGUUAAUAUCAUCAGGAUCUAUAUUGCCGGGAAGAGUUCCUUUCUUGCAAAAGUUGGAGUUUGAUGGGAAUGAACGAGUUGUUAUUCCAGCAGAGACAUUAAGAGAGCCCAUGAUGAUUGUGCCGGUUAAAACCAGUCUGUUUGGUGCUAUUCUUCCUAACAAUGUGGAAAGAGAUUGAACAAAACAUUAACCUGGUGAUGGAAGACCAGAUGAGUAGAGCGCCAUGUUUGAUCUAUGCAAGUACAGGAACCUGGGAUUUUACUCUCCAGAAAGAACUCUUUAUCUUAGUUUUACUUGAAAGACUUUUGUAAAAAUAUUAAAAAUGCAUUCAGAUUUGUUGAUGAAGGUAAAUUUGCAUAAUUGAUCAAAUUAUUUUUUUUUUUUUCCAGAAAAAUAAAUUUAAA